AGAAGAAGGCUCUCCUCCGGUCGCGCCGGGGCCAUGCGUGCGGCGUUCUGAACGGCCGGCGCGGCUGGGAGAGGUCAGGGAAGGCAGCGAUCCAUCGAUCCGAUGGGUCUGCAGAGGGGUGUGCUCACGCGGAUCUUGUACCCCGCCCCGGAGCCCAGCUAUUCGGUGGACAGCUUCCCCGGGGAACUGGUUUGGGUACCUAAGAAGAGUUCCCUAGACGGCGACGCCCCGGGGUUCGGUGUGGACUCCGUGCCGUGCCUGCUGCUCAAGUACCCUUACAGCCGUUUCCUGGUGCUCUUCUUCCACUCCAACGCGGAGGACCUGGGGAGGUGCUACUCCUUCUGCCAGCAGCUCAGGGACAAGUUCCAGGUCCAUGUGCUGGCGGUGGAGUACCCCGGCUACGGCGUCUGCCCAGGGGUGGCCACGGGCAAAAGCGUCACGGAGAACGCCCUGUCGGCGCUGCACUUCGCCACCCAGAGCUUGAGCUGGCCCUUGGACAGCAUCAAGAUCUUCGGCAGGUCCAUCGGCACAGGCCCAGCGAUCAAGCUGGCGAGCCUGUUCCGCUUCGCCGGGGUGAUUCUGGUGACGCCCUUCCUCUCCAUCGCGGAGCUCUUCCGGGAUCGCGUGGGCCCUUUGUCCAAGCUCGUGGAGGAGUGGUACCCCAACGGGGACCUCGUUGGCAAGGUGGGGUCACCGGUUCUCAUCAUCCACGGCAAGUCGGAUGACAUGAUCGCGUACCGCCACGCGGAGAGCCUCUUCGAUCGGAUCUCCACGCGGAAGCUGCUGGUCAGCCCGCCCAACAUGGCGCACAAUACCAACCUCAUGAACGAUCUGAGUUUCUUGGUAAUGCCGGCGACCCACUUCUUCUCCCUGCCGGACUACAUCUUUCAAGACCUGAGGGUGCCCAGCUGGGCGCUGAGGCGGCCCAGCAGCUGGGCGCUGCGGGCGCCUCUGUUGGACCUGGACGAGCUGCGGGUGAAGCGGUGCCUCGGGGGUGCUGGGCUUGGAGGAAGGUUCGACACGAACUUCGACUGCUGUGGUCCAGGCCCGGCGCUGCAGAAGGCCUGGCUGGGCGUGGAGAGCUGCUGCAGCAAGGCGGUGGUGGACCUACACGAGGCGCAGGAUACCUCUCAGGUGGGCUUCGAUGUGGGCACCUUGCCCUGCGGCCUUCAAGGGGACCCUUUGCCCUGGCACGAGGACCCAGCCCAGCCCAUCGCCGUCUCCAUGCCCCUCUCUGGUCCCAAGGCGAAGGAUUACCAGGAGGAGGUGGUGUGUCGAGCUCCCCGUGGCCGAGAGGAGCCACGAUCCAUCUCGAUGUGAACGGCGGGAGCUUUGCGCUGGCUUUGCUCUCGGCGUGAGCAAUGGUUCACCAACUUGCUCUCGUCGAAAAGGACAAGCCUCCAGAUCGGUGUGUUUC
This is a messenger RNA of Effrenium voratum, 1417 nucleotides long. Lineage: Eukaryota; Dinophyceae; Suessiales; Symbiodiniaceae. The record is from the annotation of a GenBank genome assembly.